AUAACCAACGUGUUUGACCGAACCAAUUUCAUCAUCGAGAGCAUGAGACAAUGGCCCAAGGUGUACCAGACAAACCUGCCCGGAACCAGACCCUUCAAGUCCCGGGUCCGGUUCCAGAUUAGACUCCAGGACUUCAGGGACUCCAUCAACCCUCUGGAGACGCAGGUGACCAGGGUGGUGUCCUGGUACAAUAACGCCAACCGGCUGCUGCUGAAGGCUCUCUCGAACACUAUCAAUAAGGCGGAUGUUUCCUCGUUGUGGAGAAUCUUAAUCUCCUACAAGAACGUGAUGAAGAGCGAGGAGCAGUUUGGCAUCAGUCUGGUGUACGGAGCAGCUUACUUCCUCAAGGGAAAACUCGACCAACCAAGCUACCUGACAUGGGUGGAGGCGACAUCCCAGGCUUGGCAUUGGCUCAACCAAACUCGGGCCCUCUCUGAAAGAGCCAGCCGCCUCCUGUACGAGAAGAUCAUGAGGAACAAAGCAACUGCCGUCACGUACAGGUUUGUUGGGACUGACAACGACUUCACUUACAGAAGUGAGAUCAUCGGUAACAACCAGGGGACGGGAUCCCUGGAGAUGGCUGACAGGUACAUGCAGGAGACCGCUGGCUUCAUCGACUCUAUUCGAGAAGUAGAGGCGCUGUUGGUGGGUGACAUCAGGACCGCCAUCGAGGACCAGAUGACACUUGCCGACAGUCAGUACAACCUGGCGCUGGCGGUGUUGGUGCUGGUGUUGAUCAUCUCGCCCAUUAUCAUUCUGCUAGUCCGCCGCGCCACAAACCUCAUCCACGUGUACGCCAUCGACCUGAUUGCCAAGUCCACCGAUGUGAAGAAGGAGAAGCGCAAAAGUGACAAUCUCGUGUACCAGUUGCUGCCCCGCUCCGUGGCCCACUACCUGAAGCAGUCCAAGCAGGUUCCAGCUGAGUACUUCGAGUCAGUCACGAUCUACCUGAGUGACAUUGUUGGCUUCACUCGUAUCUCCUCGGAAAGUAGUCCCCUACAGGUGGUGUUGCUUCUGAACACUCUCUACAAACAAUUUGACUCCUGCAUCGAGAAGUAUGACGUGUACAAGAUGGAGACGAUCGGGGACGCUUACAUGGUGGUUUCUGGUUUGCCAAACAGGAAUGGAGAGCGUCACGCUAUAGAGAUAGCAGAGAUGUCGCUACAACUUCUGGAUGUGGUGUCAAAGUUUGAGUUAUUGCACAAGAAGGGCGAGAAGCUGCAGGUCAGGAUCGGCGUCCACUCGGGAACCUGCGUCGCCGGUGUGGUUGGCACCAAGAUGCCUCGCUACUGCAUGUUCGGCAAAACCAUCACAUCGGCUCACUUCAUGGAGAGCAGCGGCAUGCCCAUGAAGAUACACAUCAGCGAGACCACCUACAAGAUCUUGGUGCUGACGGGUCGUUACAAUAUUGAGUUUCACAAGCGCCUUCAGGUGAUCAGCAAGUACCGUGUGCAGAAUGGCCAGGAAGAGAAUAUGGACACCUACUGGCUGAUGGGACAUGUCAAGUCCACAGAACAACCGACGCCAUCUGCCUCCAAACACGAGGACGAGAUGCCAGCCUUCUUGCAGUACUUCGCCGACUCAGAAACCACUCGAUCACAGCAACCCAAGACAACGACCAAUUUCUAAUGCGUUAAAAUCUGGUGCUUGCUGUGUUAAUGCAUCACUCAGGAACACCACGCUGCCUACACGUUCCUCUCUUCCUAUCAGAGACUAUCCACAGACUCACUGGCCAGUUCCCAUCACUAUUUUGAGCAGUGAACUAUUAAGAAUUGUUAGUGAUUAAGAUGACUGAGUCACUAAGAAUCAAAUAUGAAAAGUUGA
Portunus trituberculatus (swimming crab) is the source of this 1824-nucleotide messenger RNA. RefSeq names its product heat-stable enterotoxin receptor-like. The record is from RefSeq and is a predicted model, not a curated record. Bases 43 to 1629 code for a protein of 528 amino acids. Gene Ontology annotation, molecular function: peptide receptor activity; guanylate cyclase activity. Gene Ontology annotation, biological process: cGMP biosynthetic process; intracellular signal transduction; receptor guanylyl cyclase signaling pathway. The transcript is spliced from 13 exons. NCBI's taxonomy places the organism in Eukaryota, Metazoa, Arthropoda, Malacostraca, Decapoda, Portunidae.